AUGUUUGGCAACAGACCGAACGCGCAAAAACCCAAAGAGGGUCUCAUCAAUCAAUUUCAAGCAGCUUUUGCUGAUGUGGUCCGUCCCACCAUCAAACAAAAUUCUCUUGCAGGGCCCGCCAUAAACCCCGAUCAGAACCACGUUCAGAUCACCCCUAGCCUUCGUUUCACGCCCUUUCUCGAUGAUCACUGUCUUCCUACGCCGAAAACACCUGCCUACAACAAUAAUAUUUUCGAUGACUUGAAUAAAUUGUAUCAUGGCCCCGCCGGAGACCUACACACCCCAACCGUGGGGUCAAAUCUGUUGACACCCAAAACGCUUCUCGAACAAUUUGCAGUUACCCCUCUGCCUAGAAACCCGGCAGGAAUUGCUUAUGACAGCUUAGACCCACUAUUCUUUGCAAGAGAGUCUCAGAGCAUGGACUGGGGUAACCCGAGCGCCGCGUAUCCACCCAGCGCAUUCGUUCACUCCGACCUGGCCGAUGGUUUUCUCGAUGAACCAAGCGAACAAUUUCUUCCGAGUGAUAUGGGUAACCAGGAACCAUUGGUCUCUCAGCUCAAUGUUCCACAAGAGAGCGAGACAAAUGUCGACAAUUCUCCUAGCGAGGGUCAGAACGAUUUCAGGUACCAGGUGACAUUGAACACACCCACAGCGAUGAUUCAUGAUCCAAAUGACACCCCAGUGACCUACCUCAAUAAAGGGCACCAAUAUACUUUAUCGGUAAGCGAUUCAACACCUCCGUUAGUCAACGGAUUGGUCCAUUAUCGAACCUCGGUCCGCGUAUCCUUCGAAGAGCCUGAGCAUGUAGCAAACCCUGCUGCUUGUUGGAGCCUAUGGACGGGGGCACGGGGCCAUGAGGGGAAUCAGGAGAAUGGAAAUAAGCAUGCGGUAGAAAUGGUUGAUUUAGUGCAAGGAAAUAAAGACCCAAGCUAUCCUGUUCAUCUAGAAAGAACAUCGCUUGAUGGCUUUUGUGUGACAUGGUGUGCAAAUCCUAGCACGGGAAGAUCAGGUUGCACAAUAGGGAUCCGAUUUAAUUUCCUCUCAACGGAUUUCAGUCAUUCAAAGGGCGUGAAGGGGGCCCCUCUCAGACUUUGUGCUAAGACCGAGACGGCCCUUCCAGGUACUGCUGAGUCGAGCUUUUGCUAUGUGAAGCUAUUCCGCGACCAUGGAGCUGAGCGGAAAAUGUUCAACGACGUUUCUCAGCUGAAACGAGCCAUUGAAAAACGCAAGCAGGACUUUCUCAAAGCUGAAAGUGGGGACAGCCUUGGAAAGCGAAAACGGGGCAGUCGCUCGGUCUAUAGCAACGACCAGAUCCCGGAAAAGGAGCGAAAGGCUGAAUUGCGCAGUCGAAUGGAUGCGGAGUUGGCAUCAAUGCAACAAAUAUUCUAUUCCAACCGACCUGUGACUACCCUUUGUCUUCGGGGUGAACACAAGGAUGAUCCGGAUCUGUUCCCGGUCUUCUUGGAAGACCAGACUCACUUAACCACCAAGAGUCAACCGCACUUGCAAAUUGUGACACCGCCAUCGACUUUAACUGGCGCAUCUAGCCAUACGUCGCAGAGCUCGGUCGAUCCCCAGCUACCCGGGCCGCAACGUGACGCUGAGAAUAUCGAGUGGAUUGGCCGCAGUGGUCCUUCAGGGCAAUAUUCCAGCAGUGUUGGUAGCGAAGAUCCCUCAGACAGUAUAACAACAACACACACAAGCCCUGCAGUGCCGAUGAUAUCCACUGAGGACGCCGAAUUGAUGGAUGUUGAUUCGAAGUCAAACGCACCAGCCAAAUGUUUGUAUCUCCGUUUCCACCAAAAUGGUGUACAGAAGGAUGAUUAUCACACCGCGGUAUACCUGACCGAGCCCACUGCCAAUGAAUUGGUAGACAAGAUCUCGCAGAAGCAAAACUUCAAUCGAGAUCACAGAGUCCACCUGUUCCAUCUCAAACCAAACGGCAUGAAAAUAAUGAUUGAUGAUGAUGUUGUCGAGCGAAUUCCAAAUGGUCAGGACAUGACCGCUGAAGUAUCUGAGCUCGAGGGGUCAAACGACACGGAUACCAAUCGUGACUCAGUGCCCACCAUUGAUGUUCGAUUGUCUUUCUAGAUCUUCUUGAUGCAAGCGUAGUAUGAUCUAUGUUAUGUUUCAU
Messenger RNA from Penicillium pulvis, 2134 nucleotides. RefSeq lists its product as uncharacterized. The transcript has 5 exons. NCBI's taxonomy places the organism in Eukaryota, Fungi, Ascomycota, Eurotiomycetes, Eurotiales, Aspergillaceae. The record is from RefSeq and is a predicted model, not a curated record. Gene Ontology annotation, biological process: regulation of transcription by RNA polymerase II. Gene Ontology annotation, cellular component: nucleus. Gene Ontology annotation, molecular function: DNA-binding transcription activator activity, RNA polymerase II-specific; RNA polymerase II cis-regulatory region sequence-specific DNA binding. The coding region runs from base 1 to 2091 and encodes 696 amino acids.